GGAAAAGUCCCUGAACUUGGUAGAUGCCUAUGCAGUCUGUCCUACUCCUUGUGCCCUCAUCUGGACCUUAUUAUGGUAGCUGUUCAGACACUGAAGGAUGCCAGCGACAACGCCCGCAAGGACUUCCACCGCGAGGCAGAGCUUUUAACUAAUCUGCAACAUGAGCACAUUGUCAAGUUCUACGGUGUCUGUGUCGAGGGUGAUCCACUCAUCAUGGUCUUUGAGUAUAUGAAGCACGGAGAUCUUAACAAAUUCCUCAGGGCACAUGGACCAGAUGCAGUACUGAUGGCAGAAGGCAACCGUCCUGCUGAGCUGACCCAAUCCCAGAUGCUUCACAUUGCCCAGCAGAUUGCAGCUGGUAUGGUUUACCUGGCGUCACAGCACUUCGUGCAUCGGGAUCUUGCUACCCGGAAUUGCCUGGUUGGUGAGAACCUCCUGGUGAAGAUCGGGGAUUUUGGAAUGUCUAGAGAUGUGUACAGCACAGACUACUAUAGAGUUGGGGGUCACACCAUGCUGCCCAUUCGUUGGAUGCCUCCAGAGAGUAUCAUGUACAGGAAGUUCACAACAGAAAGUGAUGUCUGGAGCCUGGGGGUUGUAUUAUGGGAGAUAUUUACCUAUGGCAAACAGCCAUGGUAUCAGCUCUCAAACAACGAGGUGAUUGAGUGCAUCACUCAGGGUCGAGUCCUGCAGCGACCUCGCACAUGCCCCAAGGAAGUAUACGAUUUGAUGCUGGGCUGUUGGCAGCGAGAGCCUCACAUGAGGCUUAACAUCAAAGAAAUCCAUUCCCUUCUCCAGAACUUGGCCAAGGCGUCUCCAGUCUACUUGGAUAUUUUAGGCUAAAGUCUGCUAGCAUUUCUUCUUAUGGGCUGCGGGAAUGAAUGUGUUCAACUGCCGCUGAACUCCAUUAAAAUAUGUUCUUAACUUGGACAGUAUUAAUGACAAAAUUGCGGAGAAGCUUUCAAAGGGCAAGCAAUGUACACUUCUCCAUCUGUAGACACAGUAUUGACUUUUAGACGUUACCGAGACCUAUCUCCUCCCUCUCUCUUUCUUUCUAUUUCUAUCAUUUUUUCUUCUCUCCUGUCUUUCUAAUCAAUUUGGCUUCUGCAUUAUUGUAACUCUGCAUAGACAAAGGCCUUAAAAACCUGAUCUGUUAUAUCAGCAGACUUUUCAGUUUGCCCACCACAACUAACAAUGCCUUGUUGUAUUCAUGCCUUUGAUGUGGAUGAAAAAAA
Messenger RNA from Pterocles gutturalis (yellow-throated sandgrouse), 1232 nucleotides. Its product is annotated as BDNF/NT-3 growth factors receptor-like. The annotation marks the transcript as partial. Gene Ontology annotation, cellular component: signaling receptor complex; membrane; axon. Gene Ontology annotation, molecular function: brain-derived neurotrophic factor receptor activity; ATP binding; brain-derived neurotrophic factor binding. The transcript is spliced from 5 exons. The record is from RefSeq and is a predicted model, not a curated record. Gene Ontology annotation, biological process: regulation of phosphatidylinositol 3-kinase/protein kinase B signal transduction; positive regulation of kinase activity; multicellular organism development. Lineage: Eukaryota; Metazoa; Chordata; Aves; Pterocliformes; Pteroclidae.